GCCGAGAGGAAAGGAUGCUGCGGAGGACAGCGCCACCUACGUCCCGCCUCCGCCUCCGGGAGCGAGAAGGGAGCAGCAGGAGAAGCGCCGGGACUCAGGGAGAGCUUUUAUAAGGAGGCCAGAGCCGGGAGCAGGCAGCCAGGCAGACCCUCUCCGGCGGCUGCAGCAGCCACUCAGCUCUCCGGGGCGCCUCCGGGAGGGCAGCCCCAACGCCCCCAAAGCGGCUUUCUCCCCAGCGAGGAGGAGGCAGAUGCUCGGAGUUGUCCGGAGGCUGCAGACUCUGCUCAGCGACUCAGAGGCUGUUUGAGGGCAAGACCCUUGCCCUGUCCCUCUCCUCUCCUCCUUCCCUCUCUUUUGCCCUUCGCCUCCUGCAGAGAGAGGAGGAGAACUCUCCUGGGAAAGAGCCCCUUUCGCCUUUUGCUGCUGCUGCUGCUGCUGGAAACCUCCUUCUGGUCCCAUCCCUCCGGAGCCCCAGGAUGCAGUUUCGCCUCUUCUCCUUCGCCUUGAUCGUCCUGAACUGUAUGGAUUACAGCCACUGCCAAAGCAGCCGAUGGAGACGCAGCAAGAGAGGAAGACCUGCAAAUAGAAGUGUGUGCCAGAGAUCUAGAGUUAUCCUGGAUAACCUAUCUACAUGUACAGCCAACUAUGGACCAAAUCCAAUUUGCAAAGGUUGCUUGUCUUGCUCAAAGGACAAUGGAUGCAUCAGAUGUCAGCACAAGUUGUUCUUCUUUCUACGAAGAGAAGGAAUGAGACAAUAUGGGGAGUGCUUGAAUUCCUGCCCUUCAGGGUACUAUGGUCUCCGGGCUCCAGACAUGAACAGAUGUUCAAGAUGCAGAAUAGAGAACUGUGAUUCUUGUUUUAGUCGAGACUUUUGCACCAAGUGCAAACCUGGGUUUUAUCUCUACCGAGGCCGUUGCUUUGGAGAAUGCCCUGAUGGCUUCAUGCCUUUAGAGGAGACUAUGGAAUGUGUGGAAGGCUGUGAAGUAGGCCCAUGGAGCGAGUGGGGAACUUGCAGCAGGAACAACAAGACAUGUGGAUUUAAGUGGGGUUUGGAAACAAGAACAAGGCAAAUUGUGAAAAAGCCAGCAAAGGACACUUUGCCCUGCCCAACCAUUGCAGAGUCCAGAAGAUGUAAAAUGGCCCUGAGGCACUGUCCAGGAGGCAAGAGGACACCAAAGGCAAAGGACAAGAAAAAGAAGAAAAAGAAUUUAAUGGAAAGAGCCCAGAAGCAGCAUAGCCUCUUCUUAGCUACAGACUGAGUUAGUCAAUAAGAGACUUGCAUUUUCUGCCUAUACAAAUGGCGCAUGCAUAUAUAUAUAUAUAUAUAUAUAUAUGUGUGUGUGUGUGUGUGUGUGUUCAUAUUUUUGCAAAAUGCACAGAAGCUGCUACCGGCUCCUGCACACAGAUGCACUGCAAUUCAGCUGCUUAGUUGCAAAUAACUUGUGGGGGGUGGGCUAGGGGAUGAGGGAGAGAAAGAGAAUGUCAACAAGCUUGUUUGUGUUAUUUAUACUUUUAUUGUUAUUUGUUUUUUUUUGUUGUCCCCCCCCCAAAAAAAAAAACCUGGAGACAUCCAGGGGUAGAAAAGCACACUGAGUUGAAUCAGUGGAUUUGCAUCCCAUCUGCCUUCUCCCCAAUGUAAAAGCAUUUUUGAUUUGCUUUGUUUUGCUUUUGCUUUUGUUUUAGCUCAGUGCCUGCACGAUAGAGACAGCCAAUGUCUUAGCCUAAAACUUUGCAGCAGGAGCAUUGAGGCUGCAAAAAAAUUGCAGUUGUUUAACAGACUUGUGCAUAUUUAUAUAAGGAAAGGAGGCCAGGGAGUUAGGAUUGCAUUUAUGACCUUUGUUUCUCGUAUUGUAAAUUUUCAAGAAUAAAUAACACUAAGCAGAUAUUCAUAGAUAAUGUUCUUUGUCCUCAGCACCUGUUAUAUUGGAACAAUUGUAUAGUCAAACUGCUCUUAACUGAUAUGUUGCAGGAGUUGCUGCUUAGCAUUUCAGGAGCACAGCAAUUCCCAUGUGUCUACAUAUAAAUAAACCUAUUUACAAUAUAAGUGUGUCUGCUUUCUUCCAUGAAGCUCAUAUUUCAUUUUCUGUUAUAUGUCACUUUGAUUCUAGGAGAGGAUGCAUAUUUGGGGGCAUAGGGACAUAAUGUAAGGGUCAGCAAGGUGUUCGGGGAGUCAAAUUGUAGAAGAAUAUUUAUCAUAUGAAAUCUCUUCUGAUUGAAAUCUGUUUGGCCUGUUGCUGUUCCUCUCUUUGGAUUGUUUUCCAAAGAGGUGAACAACUGAGAAUGAUCAAGGUCCAAACAUCAGGCCAAACUGCAUAAUCAGAUCUCCUUUGGUUAUACAAUCAUAGGGCCAAACAGACAUGGAGCCAAACUACAGUUAAAGGCAGCUUGGAUGAUGCAUGCAUUGGAUCAGAGCAAAGGUGUCAAAGAAAGAGAAAUUCAGAGAUACAACUAUGUUAGUCUGGAAUAUCAGUAAGCAAAUGGAAUUUGCAGCACCUUUGAGACUAACAGUCCAAAAGAAUUUUAUGUAUGCCAUAUUGUAGGAAAUGCAACAUUGCUCAUCACAUAAAGAUUUAAAGAUCUCUAAGAGCAGUAGU
Sceloporus undulatus (fence lizard) is the source of this 2594-nucleotide messenger RNA. RefSeq names its product R-spondin 2 (gene RSPO2). The transcript is spliced from 7 exons. Lineage: Eukaryota; Metazoa; Chordata; Lepidosauria; Squamata; Phrynosomatidae. Bases 477 to 1259 code for a protein of 260 amino acids. The record is from RefSeq and is a predicted model, not a curated record.